Messenger RNA from Trichechus manatus latirostris (Florida manatee), 911 nucleotides. It is a transcript of the gene CTRC, whose product is annotated as chymotrypsin C. Gene Ontology annotation, molecular function: serine-type endopeptidase activity. Gene Ontology annotation, biological process: proteolysis. The coding region runs from base 1 to 855 and encodes 284 amino acids. NCBI's taxonomy places the organism in Eukaryota, Metazoa, Chordata, Mammalia, Sirenia, Trichechidae. The record is from RefSeq and is a predicted model, not a curated record. The transcript has 9 exons.
AUGGACGUGGGCCUCCGACCCUCGGAAUCCCAGGCAGAGGGAGAGGAGGGGGGCAUGAAGGAGGCCCGCAGUGAUUCAGGGACCCAGACCUCCAGCUGUGGGGUCCCCAGCUUCCCUCCCAACAUAGCGGCCCGGGUGGUAGGAGGAGAGAAUGCCGUAGCCCACAGCUGGCCCUGGCAGAUCUCCCUCCAAUACUUUGCGAACGGCACGUGGUGGCACACGUGUGGUGGCACCUUGAUAGCCAACAACUUCGUCCUCACGGCAGCCCAUUGCAUCAGUGACUCCCUCAUCUAUCGCGUGGGCCUGGGGAAGAACAACCUGUCCGUGAAAGACGAGGAGGGCUCCCUGUUUGUAGGUGUGGACACCAUCUUUGUCCAUGAGAGGUGGAACUCCUUCCUGAUACGCAACGACAUUGCCCUCAUCAAGCUGGCAAAGUCCGUGGAGCUGAGUGACACUAUCCAGGUGGCCUGCCUGCCAGAGAAGGACUCCGUGCUGCCUCAGGACUUCCCCUGCUACGUCACUGGCUGGGGCCGCCUCUGGACCGAUGGCCCCAUCGCCGAAGAGCUACAGCAGGGCCUGCUGCUGGUGGUGAAACAUGCCACGUGUAGGAGAUUGGACUGGUGGGGUCUCCUGGUGACGAACAAGAUGGUGUGCGCCGGGGGCGACGGAGUCGUCUCGGCCUGCAAUGGGGACUCCGGCGGUCCACUGAACUGCCAGGCAGAGAACGGCUCCUGGGAGGUGCAUGGCAUCGUCAGCUUCGGGUCAGGGCGGGGCUGCAACAUCCCCAAGAAGCCCACAGUCUUCACCCGCGUGUCUGCCUACAUCGACUGGAUCAAGAAGAAACUGCAGCUGUGAUUUGUCCUUGUGAUGUAAGCAGCAAGUCCCCACAACAAUAAACUCCUUCCCCUUCA